AUGGCCUCAUCAGCCCACCAGCCGUUCGGCUCGCGCUCAUACGGAGGCGGCAAAUUACCCGAUCGAUCCGUGAACGCAAAUGCGAUCCCCUUCAGCGCGUCGUCCUUCUCUCGGCAUCGCGGCCUGGGAGCGACAGGGCCCGGCGAAUUUGGCGCAGAGGGCGCGAAAUCAACACAGCAGGCCCCGCCUCAGCCUCCCGUGCAUUCGCAGACACACGGGCCCUCGCAGGACUCGAAUCCGUUGAAUCGGCUGACGGAGGAGCAGAGGGAGGAGAUUAACGAAGCUUUUACGCUCUUCGAUCUCGACCGAGACCGACAUCUAGAUUAUCAUGAACUCCGCGUCGCGUUCCGCGCCCUCGGCUUCACGCUUUCGAAACAAGAACUCAUUUCCCUCCUCACGACCUACGGCGUCCCCCGGCCCCAAGUACAACAGCAAUCGGCGUCUCAGGCAGCGCAGCAUCAGGCGCAGUCGAAGACGACGCCGGCCACCAACCCCCAGCAUCCUUCCAACCUCCUCAUGCCGCUGUCGGCCUUUCAGGCCGUGACGGCCGUUAAGAUUCUGGAGCGGGAUCCGCGGGACGAGAUCCUCCGGGCGUUUGAGCUGUUUGACGAGGGCGGGAAGGGGUACAUUGAUCUUGAGGAUUUGCGGCGGGUUGCGAGGGAAUUGGGGGAGACGGGGUUGGAGGAGGAGGAGCUACGGGCGAUGAUCGAGGAGUUUGAUUUGGAAGGUGUCGGUGGUGUUACGAGGGAUGCGUUUGUGAGUAUCUGCUGGCAGUGA
Aspergillus fischeri NRRL 181 is the source of this 777-nucleotide messenger RNA. RefSeq names its product putative cell division control protein Cdc31 (gene cdc31). Gene Ontology annotation, cellular component: half bridge of spindle pole body; mitotic spindle pole body. The record is from RefSeq and is a predicted model, not a curated record. Bases 1 to 777 code for a protein of 258 amino acids. Gene Ontology annotation, molecular function: microtubule binding; calcium ion binding. Gene Ontology annotation, biological process: spindle pole body duplication. The transcript is spliced from 2 exons. NCBI's taxonomy places the organism in Eukaryota, Fungi, Ascomycota, Eurotiomycetes, Eurotiales, Aspergillaceae.